CUUGGUCGCCGAUCGAUCGGACAUCAGUCGCUGCUCAUCGGCACUCAAGGCGUUUUUUUUGGAAUUGGUAUCAUCGCAUCAAGUGGAUUAGUAGUCAGCAUGAAGGUCUUCGUUUGCAUGUGUGCUCUGUUCGCUGUGGCCAACGCCGGCUUCCUGGGUCUCCUUGGAGGCGGUGGUGGUGGUGGUGGCGGCGGCGGCGGCGGUGGAGCCAGCCUGAAGGCCGGAAUCAGCCUGGGCGGCAAUGGAGGAGGAGGAGGAGGUGGUGGCAACGGAGGUGGCUACGGAGGCGGCCAUGGUCCCAGUGGCCCCGUCCAGGUGGUCAAGGUGAUCCACCAGCAGGGCGGCGGCGGUGGCUACUCCUCCGGUGGCUACUCCUCCGGCGGUGGCUCCUAUGGCGGUGGCUACUCCUACGAGGCUGCUCCCCAGGUCUUCAAGGUGAAGGUCAUCUCUGGCGGCAGCAGCGGCGGCGGUGGCUAUGGACCCGCCCCCGGCCCCGUCUACCUCCCCCCCUCCGGCCCAGCCCCCUCCUCCGUGAAGGUCAUCAAGAUCCUGCAGGAAUCCGCUGGACCCUCCUUCAUCGGUGGAGGCCAUUCCUCGGGAGGCCCCGGUGGUGCCGUCUCGCAGGUCAUCAAGGUCGUUCACGAGAGCCACGACAGCGGUGUCUCCUCGGGAGGCUACUCCUCGGGUGGUUACUCUUCGGGCGGUGGAGCCACCAAGGUGGUGCGUGUGAUCCAUGAGCACUCCGCUGCUCCAGCGGUUGGACCCGCCUAUGCUCCCAUCGAUCUGCCCGCUCCGGUGGCUGCUCCGGUGGCUUCUUACCUGCCGCCCCAGGAGAUCGCUGCUCCCGCUCCGGUCUAUGCUGCUCCUGCUCCCGCUCCGGUUUACUCUGCUCCAGCACCUGCUCCAGUCUAUGCUGCUCCUGCUCCAGCUCCGGUUUAUGCCGCUCCAGCUCCGGCUCCCGUUUAUGCCGCUCCUGCCCCGGUUUACUCCGCUCCUGCUCCCGCUCCAGUUUAUGCCGCUCCAGCUCCCGCUCCCGCUCCAGUUUAUGCCGCUCCUGCACCUGCUCCCGUUUACUCUGCUCCUGCACCUGCUCCAGUUUACUCCGCACCUGCUCCCGCUCCCGCUCCAGUUUAUGCCGCUCCCGCUCCCGUCCUGAGCGUGCCCCAUCCCGCUCCAGCUCCUUUGUUCGCUCCCGAGGAGCAGCAGCUGCCCAUCGGCCACGCCCCCGCCCAGACCUACGGCCCACCCGCCUACUAAUCGGAGGACCUUCCUGCCAGCACUACUUCGAGAGCAUUUUAUACCAUUCCUACACACAAACGCCAUGAGUUAAUUUAAGACAUUUUUUUUACCACACAUUUUUUUGUUAGAAA
Drosophila takahashii is the source of this 1370-nucleotide messenger RNA. Its product is annotated as skin secretory protein xP2. Gene Ontology annotation, molecular function: transcription coactivator activity. Gene Ontology annotation, biological process: positive regulation of transcription by RNA polymerase II. NCBI's taxonomy places the organism in Eukaryota, Metazoa, Arthropoda, Insecta, Diptera, Drosophilidae. The record is from RefSeq and is a predicted model, not a curated record. Gene Ontology annotation, cellular component: RNA polymerase II transcription regulator complex.